Messenger RNA from Acytostelium subglobosum LB1, 753 nucleotides. RefSeq lists its product as hypothetical. The coding region runs from base 1 to 753 and encodes 250 amino acids. The record is from RefSeq and is a predicted model, not a curated record. Gene Ontology annotation, biological process: ubiquitin-dependent protein catabolic process. The transcript has 2 exons. Lineage: Eukaryota; Evosea; Eumycetozoa; Acytosteliales; Acytosteliaceae. Gene Ontology annotation, cellular component: nucleus; proteasome core complex; cytosol.
AUGGCAAGAAGAUACGAUCAGAGAACAACUAUAUUCUCACCAGAGGGUAGAAUUUAUCAGGUAGAGUAUGCAAUGACUGCAAUUAGACAUGCAGGAGCAACAGUUGGUAUUCUGGCAAAAGAUGGAAUUGUGUUGGCCGCUGAGAAGAAGACCGUGGCAAAGCUGCUCGACACCUCCAGCACUCAAUGCGAGAAGAUGUUCAAGAUUGACGAUCACGUGGUGUGUGCAGUGGCCGGCAUCACCUCGGACGCCAACAUCCUCAUCAACUAUGCGCGCCUCUCCUCACAGCGCUACUACUACACAUAUCAGGAGCCGAUGCCCGUCGAGCAGCUCGUCAGCCAGAUCUGCGACACCAAGCAGGGCUACACGCAAUACGGAGGUCUGCGUCCGUUUGGCGUGUCGUUUCUCUACGCCGGCUGGGACAAGCAGUACGGCUUCCAGCUGUACCAGUCGGACCCCUCUGGCAACUUUGCCGGUUGGAAGGCCACCUCAAUUGGAGGCGAGAACAGCCAGGUCGCUCAGUCUGUUCUCCGUUCCAGCUACAAGCCCGACAUCUCGCUGAAGGAUGCCCUGCAGCUGGCCCUCAAGGUGCUGACAAAGACCAUGGACCGCUCCAACAUCAACUCGGACAAGCUGGAGUUUUCAUACAUCACCAGAAAGGACGACCGACUCGUCUACCACGUCUUUGACGCCAAGGAGCUCGAUCAAUUCAUCAAGGAUACAGACUUGGAGCAAGAGACCGAUGAGUCAUAA